This is a messenger RNA of Fusarium verticillioides 7600, 4915 nucleotides long. RefSeq lists its product as hypothetical. Bases 2177 to 4594 code for a protein of 805 amino acids. The record is from RefSeq and is a predicted model, not a curated record. The transcript is spliced from 2 exons. NCBI's taxonomy places the organism in Eukaryota, Fungi, Ascomycota, Sordariomycetes, Hypocreales, Nectriaceae.
GAACUAUCCAAUUUUAAUACGGUACUGCAUAACUAUUCACAAAAUGACCGGGUUCUCUUCUUAUCCCUCGCUCUAGUUAGCUUCUGGUGGCUUCUAGUACCCCAACGUUCGAUACAUGCGGUGCGCCAUCUCAUCCAUGCCCUCGACAGGCAGUGCACUCCUCAUGUCAGCCAGUAUCUGCUGCUGAACCUCUGGGUCGAAUCUGUUCCAGAUCCUUCGAAUCUGCUGCAACUGAUUCCCUCGACGUGUCCGGGCGAUGUUUGCAAAAGCCUCAAAGAGAACCGCCACCUGAUUCCAUCCCAAAAUGUUAUGAACUUCUUGGAUGAGAAAUUCGAAGAAGUCGAGAAUUCUGCCGAAAAGGUCUUCUGAGCAUCCUAGCCCUUGACCAUUGCUGAGCACGAUGCACAGAGCAUGCAUUUGGGCUGCCCAUUCGUUGACUGCACGACCACGGACUGGGUCAUUUUCAAUGUCCUGCACAGCAACGCCGAACAUGUCCAUCGCUUCAAGGCUGGUGAAUUCCGAAAGGUGCUGGAACACAAAGUCGAGAGCCCAGUUCAUCAAAUCCUCUGGAUGAUUUUCCAAGUAUGGCUCGCGAAAGAAGGUGCUCAAUUCCAACGCUCCGCGUCUCGUUGCCUCCCGGACUCUGGGUAGGAGAUUGAACAGGACUUCUUGGUUGACACUAUAUCGUCUCCUCAAUUGUCCGACUCUUGAGUGUACAAUGAUGAUGUUUUGUCUUCCACCAGGCCCCGGAACGAAUGGAGGCCGGCGUCUGAAGGCCAUGUCGUGUGGCUCAACGAGAUCUUCAAAAUUGUCGCCAUAGUCGAUAUCAGCGAAGCCAUUCAAGUGACGACGUCUGUCGCCAGCCAUGUUGAUUGUCUGCGAAAUUUGUGCACGUCUUCCUCUGAGGUACAAUUGGUGAUAUUGAUAGUAUUCAUAAAAGCGAUACUGCCUAACCAUGCUUUAGAGAGCAUCCAAGAUGGUUCUGUAUGUGCCUCAAAAGUGAAGCAUGCUGGCGAUAUUGCUCGCAUUUAUAGAUGCUGAGAAGCAUUGUAUCAGUGCCCGGUGCAGGUUUGGUGAGGUUGAUUGCGAUGCCGUGUAAUGUGGUGAGCAAACCACAAGAUGUCAUCUGGACGUUUGACUUAUUGAGAGUUUGAACUGGAGGUUAGGCACACGACACAGCCAAUACUAUCGUUUGCAAUGAUGAUAUGGCUCGUCUGAAGCAAACAUUGGGUUCUGUUCGUAAUUCAGAGCAACAUACAAGCAACCCUGGUUCUCCAUAUCCAGCUACAGGGUGCAUUUGGAGACGGCUCCAAUUGACAUGCUGGCUAGUCUAUCUGAUGCGAUGUUUGCUGAUGCAAAUACACAAAAACACUCAAUCAGUUGCCAACAUUGCUGGACCAAGGACUGUGUACGCAUGGAUUUCGCUAACAAUACCUACUAACCUAUGCCAGAGGAAAUAUGAGUCUGAUGUUGUGGAAUGGGAACGAUAUGACAGACACCUGAAGCCUCAGGCAUCAGGAUGAGGCAUCCAGAUAAAUCAGCAGGCAGGCCCAGAAGACCCUGAAGACUCAGGGUCCUCACCUCCUCCCACCAUUUCCCUUCCUAGGUACUCCCGUCUCUUUCGUAUACCUCAACCUAGAGAUGAAGCAUCCAUUCGAGUCGGCCGCUCUGCUAAAAAUAUUCUUCGUAUCUUACUAUCUUACAGAAAUAUAUAUCAUAUUUUCCCUCACAAAGAUCAAUUGCAGUCAAUUGGUUCCUUUACAUCAUCUCAUGCUUUCUGAAUGUUCAGCAGCAUCGUGUUAAGUGGUGAUCAAGCUCUACACCUAUCAGGACGUCCAUCCUUUUCAACCUCACGUCAAAUUGUCCGCUCUGGUUUUUUCUGCCUUAUUCCGGUACAAGUGACUUCUAAACUGCCAUCUGCCUGGACCCCAGCAUCUGUCGUCCGAGUAUAAGUAUCUCGUGUUUCCCACUCUGUCCCUCUGUUUUGGCAUGCUCAGCAGUCCUCUUCCUUUUCACUUCUCCCAUUUACCUUCACUUCUCCUGUCCUUGAACAUCUUUGUCUGUCUCACCAAGAUAGUCUCUCAUCGUACCAUCCUACUUCUUAAUUGAACCCACCAUCGUGUAACCCUCGUGUUGUUGCUGCCUCUAAGAGCUAUCCCACCCAAACCUCUUCAUCAUGAUGGACACCGCCGCUCCAGCCUUCGACGCAGACGUUGGCCAUAAGGUUGAAUACAAGAUUCGUGACCUUGGAACACGCUCCGUUACCCUCUUUCCCACCCAAGCACAGGUGAAAAGAGAAAUCAAGGAUGUGCCUCUUAAGCCUGGAAUCAACGAGAUAUCCGUUGUCGGGCUGAGCCCAACCAUUGACAAGAAUUCGGUCACCAUUGAAGGCAGCGGUGCCGCUACCAUUACGGGCAUCAGUGUUGAAUUUCUCCCCAACCGCGAACUUUUUGAGGAAGUCUAUCCAAAUUCCGAUGAUGAUGAUUCAGACAGUGGCGAUGAAGAAGAAGAAGAAGAAGUUGAAACCCCCGAAGUGCCACACUAUGGGCAGUUGCUGGAAACCAAGGCGAAACUCAUCGAGCUCAAAGACGAACAGCAGCGAGCCAGAGAAAUUAUUGGCAAUGCCGAUGAGCGUAUCAAGGUCCUUGAUAUAUACUCCAAGUCUCUAGAUAAGAGAGAGGGCGUUGACAUUAGUGAAGUGCUUGACACUUAUAAGCAAGAGCACCAAAAAGCUUUCGAAGAACGUCUAGUCGGCGUGCAGAGAGAGCGGGAACUCACGGAGGCCAUCAACAAGGCUACCAAGGAGCAGAUGCGCUUGAAUAAGCUUGGAAACAAGGUUCAGAAGAAGGAGGCUAAGCACAAGGCCAGAAUCCAGAAAGCCGUCCAGAAAAGGCUUGAACAGCGCCAGAAGCGUCAAGAGGAGAAGCGUAAGGAGAAGGAGCGUAUUCGCAACGAGCGCUCACGUUGCUGGCCGCUCUUCUGCUAUACCGUGCACAUACAACUUGAGGUGAGCUCAUCCUACACGCCAGCUUCCUCUCGCCGGGAAUCAGUAUCCAGCGAGGUUGAACUUGUUCAGCGACCCAGGAGUAAGACUGCAGACCUGGAAGAGACAUCCUCCUGCAACCUUGUCUUGUCAUAUGUCACCAACUCGGCAUUCUGGACUCCGAGCUAUGAUAUCCAACUCUCAACUGUUGACUCCACGGGUAUGCUUUGCUUCGAUGCCGGUCUGCACAACACAACAUCUGAGACGUGGGAAAGCUGCAAGAUCACGCUGUCGACUUCUCAGGCCACAUCUUCGAGCCUUGACGAGUCGAUUCCCAGUCUCACACCUUGGCACAUCAAACUGGGCAACAAAAAGUCCUCAUCUGACGAGAGUGGUGCUUUUGAAAGUGUGGUUGAACUUCAGCAACAGGCCACAUGGCGCAAUAAGAAACAAGUACCACAGCAGCCUCCUAACUUCAGGCGCGAAAUGUUUGGGCUUCCAGGCCAAGCUCUGACUGACUAUCAGAUGCAGUUGAUGAUGUUGGAGCAGCAGAACAAGAAGAGACUGAUGAUGGCUAGACAGGAGCAGGAUCCCACGGUUCCGCCUGCUCCUCAUCCUUUCCCUCCCCCUCCUGUUCCUAGCGCUGCGAUGAUGCAGCAGCAAGCGCAAGCUCAAGCGUCGCAGAUGUGGCCAAUUCCGGCACGCACGGUGAUGCUCCAGAACCAAAUGAUACAGCCCCAACAGAUGCAGCAGCAGCAACAGCAACAGCAACAGCAACAACAAUUCCCAGGAAUGCCACAGAUGGACUUUUCCUCUAACUUCGACUUCGAUGCCUUUCUGGGCGAAGAUACAACUAUGACGGAUGCUCAGCCAUCCCUCGAAUUCCAGAAUUCUCUUGUUGAAGAGACCGGCUUCACCACAACCUUCGAUCUCCCCGGCCUCAAGACUCUCGUGCCCAAGUUCACCGUUUCGAAGCAACGUGUUGCUCGCCUGCAGUUUACCAAUGUUCUGUUCAGCCACACUAUUGUGGCCAAAUAUCAGCCGGUGGCUUAUCUCAAAGCCAAGCUCAAGAACAACAGUAAACUUACGUUACUCCGCGGCCCUGCGAGCUUGACACUUGACGGUAGCUUCAUGGGGCAGAGCAAAAUUCCUCGAUGCAGCUCCGGUGAAGUCUUUACUCUGAGUCUGGGUGUGGACUCGGCGAUCAGAGUCAUUUACCCGAAGCCUGAUGUCCGAAGAAGCACGAGCGGAGUGUUCAGCAAAGAAGAUAGCUCUGUCUAUGUUCGCACUGUCACAGUCCACAACACCCGCGUAACUGCCAAAAAACCCAUUAGCCUUCUGGUACUGGAUCAAAUCCCUGUUUCAGAGGACGAUCGCCUUCGAGUUGAGUUACUCAGUCCUCGUGGUCUGACGGUCGAAGGACCGCGUCAGGCGACUGGCGCUCCUGGACGUGAUACUGCAGAGGAUAAAGACUGGGGCAAAGCCAUGGCAGCUAUCAAAAAGAGCGGACAAGUUUCGUGGGAGGUCUCGUUGAACGCAGGUAAGGCCGUAAAACUGGGACUCGAGUACUCAGUUUCAAUGCCAAGCGGCGAUGUUGCUAAGGAAUGUUGAUUUGCUUCGAUAUGUACGGGGGUUGACAAUUGAUGGAUUUGUGAUGAUUGGAUAACUCUGGGUUGCUGGUAAAUCGUCGUCAAGGACGCGUUACAGCACCAUCCUCACUUCUAUUUAUUCUCGGUGGUUACUUCAGGAUUUUACAAUAGUACUCAAUCAUUCAUUAUACUCUUUUUCUUUUUCUUAGUUGAUCAGAUCGCUCCUUGUGAAUUUUUGGUGCUUGCUCGGAUCUUCUUGCUCUAUGUUGAAUGGGAGAUCUCAGCUCCUGGUACUGUACAUAAUUUAAUACACGAAUCUGCCUACACAACUCAAUCUUCGUCC